This is a messenger RNA of Psammomys obesus (fat sand rat), 2549 nucleotides long. RefSeq names its product contactin-associated protein-like 4. NCBI's taxonomy places the organism in Eukaryota, Metazoa, Chordata, Mammalia, Rodentia, Muridae. The transcript is spliced from 4 exons. Bases 1 to 489 code for a protein of 162 amino acids. The record is from RefSeq and is a predicted model, not a curated record. Gene Ontology annotation, cellular component: cortical cytoskeleton; membrane.
AUGGAGCACAGUGACGUUGACCAGGAGACGGCUCUGGCUGCAGCCCAUGGCUACACAGGCUGCCUGUCCGCAGUGCAGUUCAGCCAUGUCGCACCUCUGAAGGCUGCUCUGCACCCUGGGCACCCAGCCCCUGUCACUGUGAUUGGGCAUGUGACUGAGUCCAGCUGUGUCGCCCCUGCUGGCACCGAUGCUACAUCACGGGAAAGGACACAUUCCUUUGCAGAUCACUCUGGAACGAUGGAUGACAGAGAACCUCUCACUCAUACUAUCAAAAGUGACUCUGCAGUAAUUGGAGGUCUGAUAGCUGUUGUGAUCUUUAUCUUGCUUUGCGUCUCUGCCAUAGCUGUUCGCAUUUAUCAACAGAAAAGGUUAUACAAAAGAAAUGAGGCAAAAAGGUCAGAGAAUGUAGACAGUGCUGAGGCUGUUUUGAAAAGUGAGCUUCAUAUCCAGAAUGCAGUUGGUGAAAAUCCAAAGGAGUACUUCUUUUGAUUGGCAGCAAUUCUCUAACUUGCAAGAAUGAGUUCAUUUUAAUAGCCAGGGGCUCUCAGUGGACAAGAACUGCUCUAACCCUGACCAUACAGGCGAUGGAUCUGCAGCACAGCCAUCUUGCCAUGUCCAGGCUCAGGAUGGCUCCAAGCAGCCUCCUCCAGUGAUGUGCUCCUCCAAGCCAUCAUUCUAUUUAAGAAAGGAGCUAGCUAUUGGUGUCCCCUUCCAACUUCUGCACAUGAUCAAAGCCAAGUUUAACUUGCUUCACAACUAUGGUUUUUAAAUGUGGAAACUGUAGCCCUUAUCUUCACUCUGUAAAACAUAAGUUUUGUUAGAGGUAAGAACUCAAAAUUGGACUAUAAUGGCCUUGCUUUACUUGAGACCAUAUGUCCUGUUUGCUUUCGUCUUUCACAUGGUGUUGUUCAUGAGCCUGGAAAUGCUUCUGAGAUACUGUUUGGCUGGUGUUCGCAUCUUCAGUGGCCAAAAGUCUAUACAUUAAGCCCCUUUGCCUUUCUCUGUAUUACAUUCAAUACAUCUAUAGUCUGAAAAAAAUGUUUUCUUGUCUUUGGCUUGUUUGUAUUGCUCUUUUUCUAUUAGACUCUUUUCUGAUACUUUUUAAAGCAUUUUGUUUUGAGUGUCUGACUUUUAACUCUGAACAUGCAAUUCCUAUAUAAAAAGACUCAGAAAGCACAGUGGUUGUCAGUAUGUGAUGUCACGCCUCUACAGAGAGUUUCUUAUCAGUGUUUGAUGAAAACUGGCGAAGACCCUGAGCAACUGUAAUUUUCCAAAGUGUGUACAAUGUUUUCCAUUAAACUAGUCACAAAACAAUUCCUAACACAGCUAUAUAUAUAUAUUUAAUUGCAACUCUAUUACCUCAAAUAGACUUAAGAGACUAUCCCCCAAACCUAAGGGCAGUAGUUUCUUAGAUUUAUGUUUUUCUAAAGGUAAUUGCCAAAUUUUCUUUGAUCUCCCAUGAGGAUGUUCCAAGGACUAUCUUCUUGUAUGUUUGAGAAGAAGGAGAUAACAUCAAGGGUAGAGCCCCACCCCUCAUUCUAAUACACAGUUAUGCCACUGGCAUGAAUUUUGCUGUGCACUAACGCCCAAUAUAUGUACCUUGUAAUCUGAGUUGUAACACGCCCCCUGCUUUUCAACCAAUAGAUAAGGUAAUAGAUGUUUACGUUCUUUUCAGACUCAAGCUCAAGAGGUCAUUCUAGUGAUCUGUCAUGUAGGAUGAUUAUGACCGCAAAAAUGAACCGGAAUCAGUCUGACAUACUCACUAGUUCAUGGUGGUUAGAGCCUGUGUAUACAAUGGGAGGUAGAAGCAUCAUUCCUAACUUUAUAAAACUGUAACAACAAUGAACUGUAGGGCCAAGUAAACAAGAUAAUUGCAUGGAAUUAUCUCUGAAAUCCAUAAGCCAAUUAAAUAAUGAAAGCACUCUGCAGUCCAUGUUCAUACCUUCAGGUGCCUCCAAAGUAAAAAAAAAAAAAUUCAAUUCCUUAGAUUUUUGUAUAAAACUUGGAAGUAUAUGAAUUCAACAUCAUUAGCAUCUUAUUUUCCUUGUGGACUCUUCUUGGAAAAAAAUCUGCUUGUCAUUUCCCAAAGCACAAGCUCCAUGUUAAUAUUUUUGUAAAUACUUGUCUAAAUCUUAAGGAAUGUGAAUUGAUGAAGGACCUAUAAUGGUAAACAGCAUCUAUAUGUGUGUGCAUAUGUACACAUGGAGAGAGAGAAAGAGAUAGAGAGAGAAGACAGACAGACAGACAUGCGUGGUGACAAGAGAAGCAUUUAACACAGAAUUUAUAUCAUUUGAGUAAAGUGUACAACCAUUAUCUCGGCUCUGAAUCUUUUAAAGGUAUGCUUUUAAUUUACUAGCAGUGUCCGCCUUACCAGUAGCUGAAAUGUAGUCAGUUUUAUGGAUGGUGAAGUGGCAAUGCCCUCUGGGGUCUGCACUGCAAGAGAAUGCAAUAAGAUGGCAUCAGAUUGCAUUGGUACCUUAUAUGCCAUGGUUUGGAUUUCCUGGUUUGUAAUGAAUUUCUUUCUCUUUCCUUAAUAAAAUGCAUUUUUG